Molecule: messenger RNA, 6957 nt
Organism: Nannospalax galili (Upper Galilee mountains blind mole rat)
Lineage: Eukaryota; Metazoa; Chordata; Mammalia; Rodentia; Spalacidae
Gene: Wrn
Product: WRN RecQ like helicase
Exons: 35
Coding region: 596-4837 (1413 amino acids)
Biological process (GO): double-strand break repair via homologous recombination; DNA replication; telomere maintenance
Cellular component (GO): nucleoplasm; chromosome; nucleus
Molecular function (GO): 3'-5' DNA helicase activity; nucleic acid binding; ATP binding
Source: RefSeq, a predicted model, not a curated record
CCGACACCACGGGGAGGGGGCGGGGAGCUGCCGGCGCGGGGCGGGCUGCGGACCCCGCCUCCCCAGCCGCUCGCAAGAGGGAAGAGGGGUCUCAGGCUCUCCCCGAGGGCGCGCCCUGACAGGAGCAAACGAGCGAGGAAGGGCGGUGCGUGCGAGCUGGCUGGCGAGGUGCGUGGAUGGGAAUGACAGGCUGGCGGGAGCGCUCCGACUUCCCGGGAUUCCACCGGGAUGGAGGACUCGGGCUGCUCACUCGCACCUCGCCGAGACUACAUUUCCCAGAACGCUAAGCGGCGGCCAGCUUUCGCGCAUGCGAGCUGUGCGGGCCGGCCAGGAUGGCUGGUGGGAGGGACACGGCGGCCGGAGAAGUUUGGGGCGGGGCCGCGGGCGCGAAGUGGCCUAGGGCGGUCCCCCAAGCUGAAGCGUAGGGAGACUGCCCGGUGUGGUCCCGCCGAGUCCUCUGCUGCGCGGGAAUAAAGGAGCAGCUAUGAUGCCUGGUGUGAAAACCUGGGUUGCAGGCUUUGGUGCUGUGGCCGGCCACACGUCAUCCCGCUGAAGAAGACCCGUUGAUCUGGCUCUUUUCGGGGGCAUUUUAGACAUGAGUGAAAAUAAAAUGGAACCAACUUCACUGCAGAGGAAAUUUCCUGAAUGGAUGUCUGUGCAGAAUAAUAGAUAUGCUACAAAAGAAAGAAAGGCAUGCAUUCAGAAGAGUGCUUUAGAAGAUGGCCUCCCAUUUUUAGAAUUCACUGGAUCUGUUGUUUACAGUUAUGAGGCUAGUGAUUGCUCUUUCCUCUCUGAAGAUAUUAGUAGGCAUCUGUCUCAGGGAGAUGUGAUAGGAUUUGACAUGGAAUGGCCCCCCGUAUACACUAAAGGGAAGCUGAGCAGAGUUGCAUUGAUUCAGUUGUGUGUGUCGGAGAGCAAAUGUUACUUGUUUCAUAUUUCUUCUAUGUCAGUAUUCCCACAGGGAUUAAAAAUUUUACUUGAAAAUAAAGCAAUUAAGAAGGCAGGUGUUGGAAUUGAAGGAGAUCAGUGGAAACUUCUACGUGACUUUAAUAUCAAGUUGGAGAGUUUUGUGGAGUUGACAGAUGUUGCCAAUGAAAAGCUGAACUGUACAGAGACCUGGAGCCUCAAUGGUCUGGCUAAACACAUCUUAGGAAAACAGCUUCUGAAAGACAAGUCCAUUCGCUGUAGCAAUUGGAGUAAUUUUCCCCUCACUGAGGACCAGAAACUGUAUGCAGCUACUGAUGCUUAUGCUGGUCUUAUGAUUUAUCAAAGAUUAGAAAGUUUGGGAGAUGCUGGACAAGUGUUUGCUAUAAAUAAAGUAGAGGAAUUCCUACCUAGUGAGAUGAAGAAACAGCUGAAUUCAAUCUCUGAAGAAGCGAGGGAUCUGGCUAAGCAUUUCCCCGAUACUUGCAGAAAAUUGGAAAAUCCUAGGAGUGUUUCUAAAAUAUUGAAGACUAUUUCAGAAAAUCUAUAUUCACUGAAGAAGGUGAUACUUGACCCUACAAACAUUGAGAAUAAACUGAAGCCGGGCAGUUCUUUUAACUUGUCAUCAGACCAUCCAGCUGUGAUUGGAGAACAGCAAAAGCAAAUUGGAGAACAUAGGACUUUUACUACAGUUAAAGAGGAGGCAUGGGACCCCACAUUUGAUAAUUCAGUUAAACACAAUGGAGUUGAUGUAUUUGGGAAUAAAGUGAAGCAGGAAGAAGGUGAAUUUGAAGAUGGAGUAGAAGACAAUCUGUUGAAAGAAAAUAUGGAGGGAACUUGUUUGAUGUCAUUAGAUAUUUCAGAAUAUGAACUCCAAAUUUUGGAACAACAGGCUGAAAGAAAAACUUGCAAUGAUACAUCUUCUCAAUCUGCUGAGCAUUUACCUCCCAACAAUGAUGAAAAAGAUUCAUCUUAUAUAAUUGAAAGUGAUGAAGAUUUUGAAAUGGAGAUGCUUAAGUCUUUAGAAAACCUAAAUAGUGGCAUAGUAGAACCAACUCAUUCUAAAUGGUUAGAAAUGGAAAGCAAUGUAAGUCUUCCUACUGAGGAAGAAGAUGAAGAUAAAAUUGAAGCCAUUGAAGAGGAGGAGGAAGAUGAGGACCAUUUAUUGCCAGAACCUAAUGCAAAGCAAGUUAUUUGUCUCAAGACCUACUUUGGCCACUGCAGUUUUAAACCGGUUCAGUGGAAAGUUAUUCACUCUGUAUUGGAAGAAAGAAGAGAUAAUGUUGUUGUCAUGGCAACUGGAUAUGGAAAGAGUUUGUGCUUCCAGUACCCACCUGUUUAUGCAGGCAAGGUCGGCAUUGUUAUUUCUCCUCUUAUUUCUUUGAUGGAAGACCAAGUUCUGCAGCUUGAAAUGUCCAACAUUCCAGCUUGUUUCCUUGGAUCAGCACAGUCAGAAAAUGUUCUAGGAGAUAUUAAAUUAGGGAAAUACAGGAUUGUAUACAUAACUCCAGAAUUCUGUUCUGGUAACUUGGACUUACUCCAGCAACUUGAGGCUGAUAUUGGCAUUACACUCAUUGCUGUGGAUGAGGCUCACUGUAUUUCUGAGUGGGGCCAUGAUUUCAGAAGUUCAUUCAGGAAGUUGGGCUUCCUGAAGGUAGUGCUUCCAUUGGUUCCAAUUGUUGCACUCUCUGCAACUGCAAGUUCCUCUGUCCGGGAAGACAUUGUACACUGCUUAAACCUGAAAAACCCUCAGAUUACCUGCACAAGUUUUGAUCGACCAAAUCUAUAUUUAGAAGUUGGACGAAAAACAGGGAAUAUCCUUCAGGAUCUAAAGCCAUUUCUUGUAAAGAAACCAAGUUCUGCCUGGGAAUUUGAAGGUCCAACUAUCAUCUAUUGUCCUUCCAGAAAAAUAACAGAACAAGUUACUGCUGAACUUUGGAAUCUGAAAUUAGCCUGUGGAACAUACCAUGCAGGCAUGAGUAGUCGUGCAAGGAGAGAUGUUCAUCAUAGAUUCAUGAGAGAUGAAAUUCAGUGUGUCAUAGCUACUAUAGCUUUUGGAAUGGGCAUUAAUAAAGCUGACAUUCGCAGAGUUAUUCAUUAUGGUGCUCCUAAGGAAAUGGAAUCAUAUUACCAGGAAAUUGGUAGAGCUGGCCGUGAUGGACUUCCAAGUUCUUGUUACUUACUCUGGUCUCCAGCAGACUUUAACAUAACUAGGCAUCACCUUUUUGAGAUACAUGAUGAAAAUUUUCGAUUGUACAAAUUAAAGAUGAUGGCAGAGAUGGAAAAAUACCUUCAUUCCAGCAGAUGUAGGCGACAAAUCAUCUUGUCUCAUUUUGAGGACAAAAGGCUACAAAAGGCCUCCUUGGGCAUUAGGGGAACUGAACAAUGUUGUGAUAAUUGCAGGUUCAGAUUGAAUCGUUGCUAUUCCAUUUAUGAGUCAGAGGACACAUCACAGGACUUUGGUCCACAAGCAUUCCAGCUCCUGUCUGCUAUAGAUGUCCUACAGGAGAAGUUUGGAAUUGGGGUUCCAAUUUUACUUCUCCGAGGAUCUAAUUCUCAGCGUCUUGGAGAUAAAUAUCACAGUCACAAGCUUUUUGGUAUAGGCAAGGAUCGAGCAGAAAGUUGGUGGAAGGCCCUUUCCCAUUGUCUCAUAACUGAAGGAUUCUUAGUAGAAGUUCCUUGUCAAAACAAAUUUAUAAAGACUUGCUCCCUUACAAAACAGGGUAGAAAGUGGCUUGAUGAAGCCCGUACACAGUCUCCUCCAAGACUUAUCCUUCAAGCGAGUGAAGAAAUGCUUCCAAGGAAGGAUCUUCAGCCAAGUUCUAACCCUGUGUCUUCAGACACUGCACAGCAUUCCUCUAAUCGAAUACCAACUGAAUUAACUUCAGAGAAGGUUUGUUUUCAAGAGUCUAAUUUGGCAAGGAUGUAUUCUUACAAAGCACCUGAGAAAUUUUCUUCUGGGAGUAACAGUGUCAUGAUGAAAUCACCAGGAAAAACUUAUGAUUCCUCAGAACCUAUUAUUUCAUUCCAAGAGCAGGAGACCCAGACUGUGCUGUAUGCCAAAUUGGUAGAAGCUAGGCAGAAACAUGCCAAUAAAAUGGAUGUUCCUCCAGCUAUCCUGGCAACAAAUAAGAUACUGCUGGAUAUGGCCAAAAUGAGACCAACAACUGUUGAAAAUGUGAAACAGAUUGAUGGUGUCUCUGAAGGCCAAGCUGUGGUGUUAGCCCCUUUGUUGGAAGCCAUCAAACAUUUUUGCCAAGUAAAUAGUGUUCAGACAGACCUCUUUUCAAGUACAAAACCUCGGGAAGAACAGAAAAGUCAGGAAAUGGAAAAUGACAAAUGCUCACUCUCAAAGUCUGUGGCCGUCACAUACUCUUUAUUCCAGGAGAAGAAGCUGACCUUACAAAACGUAGCUGAGAAUAGGAUUCUGCCUCUCACAGCCGUUGGCAUGCACUUGGCCCAAGCAGUGAAAGCUGGCUAUCCCCUGGAUUUGGAGCGAGCUGGCCUGACCCCAGAGGUUCAGAAGAUUAUUGCUGAUGUUAUCCGAAACCCUCCCAUCAACUCAGAUAUGUAUAAAGUGAAACUAAUUAGAAUGUUAGUUCCUGAAAACAUAGACACAUACCUUAUCCACAUGGCAAUUGAGUGCUUUGAAAGUGAUCCUGACAGCCGAAGCCAGCCAUCUUGUGGUUCCAACAGGAAGAGAUAUUUCUCCAGCUCUGAAGAAAGCUGUUCGAGUGCCAAGAGAAACAAGGAAGUAGUGGUCACUGAUAACAAGGCUGAUGGAACACAUCCUGAUAGUUUUUCACUGAAGGACAAAGGCUGCAGAGAUUCACUCAGUUCCUGGAAUCAGCCACCGGAUGAUCCAGACAUGGAAGAUUUAUUUUCAGAUUCUAAUCCACAGGUCGAGGCUUGAGGUUGAUAUCAGAAAUCUUCCUCCAUGGCUCUUCCACCGUAUUCUCUGAGGCAGGCUUUCUCAGUCAAACCCAGAGCUUUCCAGUACAGCCAGUCUAGCUAGCCUGCUUCUUCUGGCCAUCCUGUGUCUUCUCCUUCCCAGGCUGGAAUUACAGGUGGGUCACCAUGGGCACCCAGUAUUUGUGUACAGUCUGAGGAUCUGAACUCCAGUUCUCUGGCUUCCUCUUCAAGCACUGUAACCAGUGAGCAAUCACCCCAGCACCCAAGGAUUUAAAAAUAUAUAAAUUGCCUAUAUUCUCAAUAAACUCCAGAUAAUCCAGUGUUAUAUACUAUCAGUGCCACUUUCUUUGUGAGGAAAGUGAGGGUCAAAUUUCAUACAUAAAGUUGUACAAUUAGCAAGUGACUCAUUUAGAAUUCAAAACUAGUUCUUUCUGUUUUAUUCUAUGGUAUUUGUCUACGAUAAGACAACAGUUUUUCCUUUGUUCUGUUUGGCUUUAUUACAAUUUCAAGUUCAAUAAUUUUCUCUCCCCUAGGUGCACUCAGGAGUUCAAACUCUCAAUUGUAGCCAUUUUCAGUUGUUUAUGGCUCCAAGGGGUUUUGAUAUCAGGUUUUUUGGGGAAGAGUAAAUAUUUCCAGGUCUCCCUGCCUCACCCCCUGAUUUAGUGUUGGGGAUUGAACCAAGCGUACCGCCCAGCGCUGGGCCUACUUUUUUACUACCAGAGUUCCUUUUAUUGUUCCUCUUUCUAUCCCCAAAACUUGUUUCAUCCUCGUCAAGCAUUACAGUAUCUUUCUUUUACAUAAAUCUGACCUAUUCUGGUUUUCUCAUCUGUGAUUUGAAAUAGGCACCCAGGAGCAAAGUUGCUGUCCUAGCUAGUUCUUCCCUUCAGCUUUUACAGAAGUGUUGGCCUUUUUUUAACACUUUGGAUUUCUUUACUUGAGCUAGAACAGGUAACAGCUUUUAUCUUUACAUUUUUUUCAACACUUAAUAUAAAAUUUCAGUAUGCAAGUUCCAUCUCCUGAAUAUUUUGAAAUGCUUUUUAAACAUAGAAAACAGAAUAAAAAUAGUAAUUGAUUUUUUUGAAAAUGUAUAAAGUUACCAGUCUUGAAAUGGUACAAGUUGCACCAUUGUUAUACAGCAUGACAGUCACAUUUAACUUAGACAAGGUCUGUGAUAAAUAGAUUAGCUUGGCUAGAUUCUUCGUAUCCUGAUCUCUGUGGAGCUACUCUACUGUUCGUGUUGGCUCCACACUCAUUUGUGCUACUGUAGGCUUACAGAACACUUACCUGCUUGAAGUUAUGUUUGUUUCUUUGUUUUUAUGUGCAGAUGGGGUAGUAUAAAGCGUUACUUCUGUGUUCUUUGUAUUUUUUUUUUCAGGGACUAUAAACACAGUUCUGAGUCUUUGAGGUGAAUGGGACCCUAAAAUUAUAUGCCCAGUGUUGUGUACAUUGGCCUUUUUGCUGGGAAGAGGCUCUCUGGUUGUGGGAAAAUUCUCAAAGAAAUCUAUGGGCUAAAGCUUUUAAAAAUUUAUUCAGUGAACUUUUUUGGCACAAUCUUUAUUUUUACCCUCCCUCCCUCCCUUCCUCCCUUCCUCCCUCUCUCUGUAUGUAUGUGUGCAGGCACCUACAUGCCACGGUGCAUGUUUGGGAGUAGGAGGAUGAUAUUUGGGUGUUCUGGGGAUCUGAACUCACGUCCUCAUGCUUGUGUGACAUGUGCUUUGUCUACUGAUCCCUCUCCCCAAACCUCAUUGGGCUUUUACGCCCAUUGUUGCCGGGCUGCUGUACAGUGGUUUAGCCACUCUGCUUGCCUUCCUACCACAAUAGAUGUUAGCAGGUGUUUGGUUUUUCAUAUGCUCAAUGUAAUUUCCUUUGAGCUUUCUCAGAACAUUAAAUUCACCAUCUUUUAAUUUUUCUAAUUUUUUCUUGAACUCUAAGCUAUAUCCUCAGCCCUUUAAAUGUACCACUUUUGUUGACCCAAAAUAACCUUGUCAUACUACUUAGAUCUGAAAUAAUGCCCAAUUUUUUAUGUAACAAAUGAGUGUCUGAACUUGAGUAUCUUAACCAACUGUGACUAGUAAUAAUCUGGUAUAUAGAGAUUAGAAACACAUGUGCAAACAUCUUAAU